This is a messenger RNA of Arabis nemorensis, 672 nucleotides long. The record is from the annotation of a GenBank genome assembly. Lineage: Eukaryota; Viridiplantae; Streptophyta; Magnoliopsida; Brassicales; Brassicaceae.
AUGGUUAAGCAGAACGCGAAUUGGUCUCCUUACGAUAACAAUGGAGGAACAUGUGUGGCAAUCGCUGGAUCGGAUUACUGUGUUAUCGCCGCCGAUACUCGAAUGAGUACUGGUUACAGUAUUCUUAGUCGCGAUUACUCUAAAAUCCAUAAACUAGCAGACAAAGCUGUGUUGUCUUCCUCAGGCUUUCAGGCUGAUGUGAAAGCAUUGCAGAAGGUUCUCAAGUCCAGGCACUUGAUCUACCAGCAUCAGCAUAACAAACAGAUGAGCUGUCCUGCAAUGGCCCAGCUUCUCUCCAACACGCUUUAUUUCAAGCGGUUUUUCCCCUACUAUGCCUUCAAUGUUCUAGGAGGACUUGACGAGGAAGGAAAAGGGUGUGUCUUCACUUAUGACGCUGUUGGUUCAUAUGAGAAGGUGGGAUAUAGUGCACAAGGUUCUGGUUCUACCCUAAUCAUGCCGUUCCUUGACAAUCAGCUCAAGUCCCCAAGUCCUCUUCUCCUACCUGCACAGGACUCCAACACACCCCUCUCGGAAGCUGAAGCGGUGGACUUGGUCAAAACUGUUUUCGCAUCUGCCACAGAGAGAGAUAUCUACACUGGGGACAGUCUCGAGAUAAUGGUCCUUAAGGCUGACGGUGUCAAGACUGAACUCAUGGCCUUGAGGAAAGACUAA